Molecule: messenger RNA, 2083 nt
Organism: Dicentrarchus labrax (European seabass)
Lineage: Eukaryota; Metazoa; Chordata; Actinopteri; Moronidae
Product: STKc_p38 domain-containing protein
Exons: 12
Coding region: 108-1202 (364 amino acids)
Biological process (GO): protein phosphorylation; intracellular signal transduction
Cellular component (GO): nucleus; cytoplasm
Molecular function (GO): ATP binding; MAP kinase activity
Source: RefSeq, a predicted model, not a curated record
GCUCUCACCUUUGCUGCCUCAGAUCUCACCUGUUAGGUUGAAACUCCAGGACUGUAACAGCGUCUUACGACCAAGAGCCCGACUGGAAAUCAAAACAGCACAGCGACAUGGAGUCUACAGUAAAGGAUUCCCCCGUCAGAGCGGGUUUUCACAGACUGGAGGUCCAGAAAACGACGUGGGACGUCCCGGAGAGAUACACGGCGCUGCGGCCGGUCGGCUCCGGAGCUUACGGGACAGUGUGCUUCGCCAUUGACCAGAAGACCAAGGAGAAGGUGGCCAUCAAGAAGCUGUAUCGUCCUUUCCAGUCCCUCAUCCACACCAAACGGGCCUACAGGGAACUCAGGCUGCUCCGCCACAUACAGCACGAAAAUGUGAUCUGCCUGCUUGAUGUCUUCACACCUGACUCCACACUGGAAAAAUUCCAAACCUUUUAUAUGGUGAUGCCAUUUGUAGCCCAGGAUCUGGGCCACAUUAUGAAGAAGCGGAGAUUAACUGAUCGCAUCAUCAUAUACCUGUUCUACCAGCUUCUAAGGGGACUCAAGUAUAUUCAUUCUGCAGGGAUCAUUCAUCGGGAUCUGAAGCCCGGUAACCUUGCUGUGAAUGAGAACUGUGAAUUAAAGAUCCUGGAUUUUGGCCUGGCAAGACAGACGGAGAGUGAAAUGACUGGUUAUGUUGUCACGCGCUGGUACAGAGCACCAGAGAUCAUAUUCAACUGGAUGCACUACAGUCAGACAGUGGAUGUCUGGUCAGCCGCCUGUAUCCUGGCCGAGAUGAUUACUGGCCAGGUGCUUUUCCCCGGACACGACAGUAUCGAUCAGCUGAAGAAGAUCCUCCGUCUGACAGGAACACCAGACUCCUCCCUGGUUCAGAGGAUGCAGAGUAAAGAUGCGCAAUCAUAUGUGCAAGGUCUUCCACCACAAAAGAAGAAAAACUUCAAGGAAGUGUUUCCGUCCAUGGAUGAAAAUGCUGUAGACCUUCUGGAGGGGAUGUUACUGCUGGACCCAGAGACAAGGCUAACGGCUAAGCAGGGACUGUCGCACCCUUUCCUGGCCGAAUAUCACGACACGGAGAGCGAGCCAGACUCCGAGCCCUACGAUGACUCAUUCGAGAGCCUGGAGCUUGCCGUUGGCGAGUGGAAGAGCCUCAUCCACAUGGAGAUCAUGACCUUCGACCCUGACAACCCCAGUAAGACAGCCAUGUAGGAGGCUGUGAUGUGCGGUGUUUGUUAUAAUACAUACACAUACUGCAAAGGUCAACAACAACGUGGAGCUCAGAGAAAAGACACAAAACACAUGAAAAUGUCUCGAAUGUUUUUUUUGGUGCGUCUGAUAUGGAUUGCAAUAGAAAUGCAUUUUACUAGAGGGCAGGUUUACUUUGUGUGGCCUGUAGAGGACAAUAGGAAAAAGAGAGACUAAGACAUUAUGCCAGCAGUAAUGUUUGUAUUUAGUAAUAUUUAGACACCACUUUGAACAGAAAUCAGAGGCCUGUACCUCCAACUUUGUCAAAAACAAUGAACCUAUAUGAAUCUAUAAAAACGCUGUCUUCUCAUUUCAAAAAGUACAAAAUGAUAAGAAAACCUUUACUCAAGGUCUAUUUACUACUUCUUUUCUGAGCCUUCUCAACUCACUCGUUCUGUGAAAUGUUAGAUGUUCGAUCCAUCCAGUGAUGAAGGCAGUGAGACAAUGUUGUGAAAACAGGUGGACCUUGACUUUAAGAUUAUGUCGUAAAACGUCUAUUCCCACUGUCAGUGAUAAACUUCUACAAAAUAUUUAUUUUAUUGACUACUGCAAAGUAGAUGGUAAAACAAAUGUGUGAAAAUAUCCAGUGGAAAAUGAUGAAAUAAUUCCAGUACGUGGUAGGAUGAUAACCCUGCCUUAUAAUACAAUAUCCUUAGUUACAUUUUAUUUUACUUUACAAGGACAGUUAUUGUAUAUGUCUCAUUUUGUAUUGUAUGUAUUCAUAAUAUGUAAAGGGUAUUUGGUGCAAUUUCACUUGGAAAGAUGUGGGCAUUUAUUUUUGAUCAUUAUUUUUACUGUUGAACCCACUCAAGUGUUCUUAAAUAAAAACAGUGUUCAAAAAAUGA